CCUCACUGUGCUAACGUCUAUUUAAUACCUUAUAGCUCUAAGUUUAACCAUCAACUAUUCCGUGUCCCUGAGUACAGGUUAAUUAGUGAUAAUAUAUCAAAGGAGAUUCAUGAGGAUUCACAGCAUUGCAGUAGGAGCGUCCUUCAGCAGCUCCACUGUUCCACGAGUCUCCAUUAUCUCUGUGUUUGCUGCUAACACAUCGACUUCACUUUUUCUCAUAAUCCUCAUCGAGAGCUUCUCGUUUUUGUUUAGACACACUAGAGGAACAUGUUUCACAGCAAAUGAACGGGUUUCGUCGGAGCGACGCCACAUUUUUAUCAGUUUUAAGCGACGACGAAGAAGGAAAAGCGACUGAGUAGUGCGAGUCUGAGCAGCGUUCACGACAGUUUUGGAGGUUGCUUCGACCAAACGCUGCGAACUACUGCUAUAUGAGCUACUUUAGAGUGAGCACAAACGCUGUCGCUCUCGGUCCAACCAUUUGCUGUUCUCCUCCGACCCCAUUCGGAAGGUUUAUUCAUACUUUUCGGUGAAGAGGAAACACAAAGUGUGCCGCUGUACUGAGCUCACUGGUGGGCCUCAGACUGGACUGAGUCUUCACGGUUCUCAUGCUGAGUUAAAGUGCAGCCGGUGUGCAGGAAACUUUAGUUCUUUCGCUCCGACUUACAGAGAUUCAGGCAGAAACCAUGGCAGAACAAGCUCCCGCUCCCGCAGCCGCCGCUCCGGCCAAAGCAGCCAAGAAGAAGGCCAGCAAGCCCAAAAAGGCUGGACCCAGCGUCCGAGACCUGAUCGUUAAAGCCGUGUCAGCAUCCAACGAGCGCAACGGCGUUUCGCUCUCCGCCGUGAAGAAGGCUCUGGCCGCGGAUGGAUAUGAUGUGGAGAAAAACAACGUCCGCGUGAAGACCGCCAUCAAGGCUCUGGUCCUCAAAGGAACCCUGGUCCAGCCUAAGGGAACUGGAGCGUCCGGCUCGUUCAAGAUCAACAAAAAGGCUGCCGAACCCCAGCCUAAGAAACCGGCAAAGAAGGCCCCCGCUAAAGCUAAGAAGCCCGCCGCCAAGAAACCCGCAGCAGCUAAGAAGUCCAAGGCAGCGGUGGCUAAGCAGCCAGCGGUGGCUAAGAAGCCAGCGGCCGCUAAGAAGUCUCCCAAGAAGGCAAAGAAACCCGCUGCCAAGAAAGCAGUGGCCAAGAGCCCCAAGAAGGCCGCUAAGAGCCCCAAAAAGAAGGCUGUGAAGAAGGCUGCAGCUCCCAAGAAGUCUCCUGCUAAGAAGGUGGCGAAGCCCAAGGCAAAGAAGGCAGCAGCCAAGAAGAAGUGAGCGGUGACUGUGUACACUGCAGUGUCAUAAACAAAGGCUCUUUUAAGAGCCACACCACUGUUUCUGAAAAGAACACAAAUAACUCUAAUCACAAAAACAACAUAUUUUGACCCAUAUUUAUAUGAGUCAUAUGAGAGC
Molecule: messenger RNA, 1448 nt
Organism: Cynoglossus semilaevis (tongue sole)
Lineage: Eukaryota; Metazoa; Chordata; Actinopteri; Pleuronectiformes; Cynoglossidae
Product: histone H1-like
Exons: 2
Coding region: 684-1310 (208 amino acids)
Biological process (GO): nucleosome assembly
Cellular component (GO): nucleosome
Molecular function (GO): structural constituent of chromatin; DNA binding
Source: RefSeq, a predicted model, not a curated record